AUGCCAACACGACGCCUUUUGCACACAAUGAUUCGUGUGGGAGAUCUCGAGCGCAGUAUUAAAUUCUAUACAGAGGCUCUUGGGAUGCGCCUUCUUCGUAAGUGGGAUUGCCCAGAGGAUAAAUUUACUCUGGUUUUCCUUGGCUACGGUACCGAGAGCGAAACUGCAGUGCUAGAGCUUACCUAUAACUAUGGACAAAGUGAGUACAAGCAUGGUGAUGCCUACGGACACAUUGCAAUUGGUGUGGAGGAUGUAAAUGAGGAAGUUUCGCGUUUAAAGAAGAUGAAUGUGACUAUUGACUACGAGAGUGGUGAUGGAUUUAUGGCAUUUAUCGUGGAUCCUGAUGGGUACUAUAUUGAGUUAUUGAAUACCAAACAAAUGAUGGAUAAGGCUAAGAAACAUAUGGAGGAGCAGGGAACUGCUUAA
This is a messenger RNA of Trypanosoma theileri, 426 nucleotides long. Its product is annotated as lactoylglutathione lyase-like protein. NCBI's taxonomy places the organism in Eukaryota, Euglenozoa, Kinetoplastea, Trypanosomatida, Trypanosomatidae. The record is from RefSeq and is a predicted model, not a curated record. Gene Ontology annotation, molecular function: metal ion binding; lactoylglutathione lyase activity. The coding region runs from base 1 to 426 and encodes 141 amino acids. The transcript has a single exon. Gene Ontology annotation, cellular component: cytoplasm.